Stegastes partitus (bicolor damselfish) is the source of this 2190-nucleotide messenger RNA. RefSeq names its product tropomyosin 4a (gene tpm4a). NCBI's taxonomy places the organism in Eukaryota, Metazoa, Chordata, Actinopteri, Pomacentridae. The transcript is spliced from 9 exons. The record is from RefSeq and is a predicted model, not a curated record. The coding region runs from base 44 to 898 and encodes 284 amino acids.
CACAACAGAGGGUCUCUACAUCUCACACAAGCCAGCAGCCACCAUGGAGGCCAUCAAGAAGAAGAUGCAGAUGCUGAAACUGGACAAGGAGAACGCCAUCGACCGGGCGGAGCAGGCGGAGACGGACAAGAAGGCGGCCGAGGACAAAUGCAAGCAGCUGGAGGAGGAGCUGCUGGACCUGCAGAAGAAGAUGAAGCAGACGGAGGACGAACUGGACAAAUUCUCAGAAGGCCUGAAAGACGCUCAGGAGAAACUGGAACUGUCUGAGAAGAAAGCAGCAGACGCGGAGGGAGAUGUAGCAGCUCUGAACCGUAGGAUCCAGCUGGUGGAGGAGGAGUUGGACCGAGCCCAGGAGAGACUGGCCACGGCGCUGCAGAAACUGGAGGAGGCGGAGAAGGCUGCAGAUGAGAGCGAGAGAGGGAUGAAGGUGAUCGAGAACCGAGCGAUGAAGGACGAGGAGAAGAUGGAGAUCCAGGAGAUGCAGCUGAAGGAGGCCAAACACAUCGCAGAGGAGGCCGACCGCAAAUACGAGGAGGUGGCUCGUAAGCUGGUGAUCCUGGAGGGGGAGCUGGAGAGAGCCGAGGAGAGGGCCGAGCUCUCAGAAUGUAAAGCCAGUGACCUGGAGGAGGAGCUGAAAAAUGUGACCAACAACCUGAAGUCCUUAGAAGCCCAGUCUGAGAAGUACUCAGAAAAAGAAGAUAAGUACGAGGAGGAGAUCAAAGUUCUGACUGACAAACUGAAGGAGGCUGAAACCCGUGCAGAGUUUGCAGAGAGGACAGUGGCCAAACUGGAAAAGUCCAUCGAUGACCUGGAAGAGAAACUAUCAAGAGCCAAAGAGGAGAAUCUGGGCAUGCACCAAGUCCUGGACCAGACCCUGCAGGAACUGAACAGCUUAUAAACCCACCGAGACCAAGCUGGAGAGGACGAGAUCGUCAUUAACAUUCCAUUAAACGUUCGACUCCAUUCCGCGUUCCGAGCUGUAAAAUCUUUAUUCCCUCACGUAAAAAGGGGGAUUAACUUAAAAUGCUUGUCCCUUCAUGUUUUUUUUUUCUAAGGCACAACUUUUUUUUUUUUUUUUUUUUAAACAUGGGAAAUCAUUUUGAACCCAUUGCUUCUUCUGUCUUUUUUUUUUUUUUUUUUUAAUCUCCAGCUGUGAUUACAGAAAUACUCUCCAGAAAUGAUUAUUUUUUUGACCACUUUAUUUAGAAAGAACUGGCAAUAAAUUCACCCAAAGAAACCUCAGAUUUGGUCACUCAACCACUUAAAACUGGCUCUUUUUGGUGUUUUUUUUACGUUGUAUGUGCACAUACAUUUACUGCGUCUGUCUGGUUGUUAUUACUACAUAGGCUACAGGUGCCAUCGGGUUUCCCUUCAGUCUGCAUUCGUGUGGCUCUCAAGCGCCACCUAGUGGUGAUAUGAAGUUAGUCAGCAGCUUUUUUUUUUCGGUUUAUUUUGUACCAUCCUCAGUGGCUGCAAGUUAACAGACAUUUUACUUCUGUGUCUGUUUUAGCAGUAAAAUCUGUGUUUAGUGGACAGGUGGGCUCAGGGAAAAGCUCUCAGGCAGCAGCUGCUCAGCAACUUUAGGCCUCUUUUUUAAAAAAUUCUGAUUAACCAGAAGCCGAUGCAUUGAAUAUUUACAGUGCAUCACAAGUUUUCUAUUCUUUUCUUGGUGUGGGAAUCUGCAGAAGCUGAGAGCCAUGCACGCCUGAGCUACCUUUCCCUGAGCUCCACCCGACCGCUGCACCAUCACCAACAACAACACGCCACGAUGUAGCCGAUAUUUACUAGAUUUACAAUAUAUCGUAUUACAUGAGCGAGCUAAAGCCCAAACCACUGGAAGCUCCGUCAGUAAGUUUUUAUCAACCAUGGAUACUUAUUGUAUAUAGUAGAAUAAUGUUAGGUAUGUGAGACGUUGUAUUGCUUUUGAUUUUUUUAUUUUUUUUGGUUUCAUUUACACCACUUCUUCUUUUCGCCAGGGGAACUCUCAAGACCAAAGAACACACACACACACAACACAGACAAGUAAUUCUUCAAAUGUUUUUAUUUUUGUUUGUGGCGGUCUUCGUGGUUUCAUCUCAUGCCAGGGCCACGGGAAGCGCCUCACAUUUGAUCGAGACCAUCUUCUUGAAAUAUUUCACCACCACCCCCCCUCCCCCUCUCCAUGUCAACCUAAUAAAUGUUUUACAGAAA